CACUGCCGGCUUCCGUAGGGUGUCGUGGCGUGAGGACGUAGGCUAACGAUAUAGCAAAUUUUGUUUAUACUUUUAGAGAAAUAUCUUUAUUUGUUUGCUUUGGGCGGCGGUGUGGCAGUGUAAGGGAAUUAAAAAUAAAAGGACAAAAUGAGGCGUUCAGGACUGGGUGAGGGGGCACCACAAGGAAAUUAUGUUGCCAGUGGCUACAGUGUUUAUGAGGAGGAGAAUGAACACUUACAGGAAGGCCUCAGAGCCAAAGUAAAUGCCCUGAAACAUCUCUCAAUUGACAUUGGAAAUGAAGUCAAAAACCAAAAUAAAAUGUUGACAGACAUGGACACAGAUUUUGACUCGACUGGUGGUUUGCUGGGAGCCACCAUGGGCAGACUAAAGCUGCUAUCCAGAGGAAGCCAGACCAAAAUCUACUGCUACAUGCUACUUUUUGCCCUAUUUGUGUUCACUGUCCUUUAUUGGGUGAUCAAACUAAGGUGAUGCAAUGACUAAUGAAUUUGACUGAGUUUUUGAACCUCAUUUCCUGUGUGUGCCAUGCUCCAGUGCAUCAGACAAACAGGAUCAGACCAGUGCUUAAAAUGAAAGAAAUGAUUAAUAACACACAAUUAAUCUUAACUGCUAAGUUGUUAUAUCUUAUAUCUUAGUGUCCCUUUGCCACAGUUUAGUAUUUUCAUUGGUAUAGCUGUUUGUGCCAUUAGUAUUACUUGUGAAAUAAAGGCUUUAAUGAAAAGCAAAUAUGCAGCUUUUUCUUAGGAUUAAUGAUCCCAUAUUUAAUCUGCACCAUUUAAAUGUGUAAUUAACUUAGGUUUUAUAAACUUAAUAAAAAAAGAUGUGAAUUUUUAUAAAUGUGCAGAUUCAGACUAGACUAUGGGCCAGACUGAGUGGAGAGCAGAGGAACACCAGCUUGGUUCUCAAGCUAAUUAUGUGCCAUCAACUAUUUUAUUAAAACGUUGCAUUUCUGGUCAGCCUACCUUUUCAGUUUUACCAUGGAAGACUGUACAGUACAGAAUCCAGUCAAAAACAAGAUAAUACCAAAUGCAUUUAAGUCAGAAAAGGCUACCAUAUAAUUCACUUUAACGUAGUGUAUCAAUAACAAUGGUCAUAUUUAAUAUCAGUUUUAAUUUGGUUCUGAUUACAUGCACACAACAA
Trichomycterus rosablanca is the source of this 1158-nucleotide messenger RNA. It is a transcript of the gene bet1, whose product is annotated as Bet1 golgi vesicular membrane trafficking protein. Gene Ontology annotation, molecular function: SNAP receptor activity. The record is from RefSeq and is a predicted model, not a curated record. Gene Ontology annotation, cellular component: SNARE complex. Bases 148 to 489 code for a protein of 113 amino acids. Gene Ontology annotation, biological process: endoplasmic reticulum to Golgi vesicle-mediated transport; vesicle fusion with Golgi apparatus. The transcript is spliced from 4 exons. Lineage: Eukaryota; Metazoa; Chordata; Actinopteri; Siluriformes; Trichomycteridae.